This is a messenger RNA of Penaeus monodon (black tiger shrimp), 1246 nucleotides long. RefSeq lists its product as uncharacterized. Lineage: Eukaryota; Metazoa; Arthropoda; Malacostraca; Decapoda; Penaeidae. The record is from RefSeq and is a predicted model, not a curated record. Bases 264 to 1112 code for a protein of 282 amino acids. The transcript is spliced from 3 exons.
GAAAGGGAAAGGGGAAGAGAAAGAGAAAGAGAGAGUAGAAAGAAAGAAAGAAAAUUAGAAAACGAAUGAAACAGACCAAGAAAGGGAAAGAAAAAAAGAAUAAUCCCAAGUGAGUGCAUUUACAAGCACCCACUCCUACCCCCUCCCUUCACCGCCCCUUGCUCCCUCUCGCCUGCAGUUCUUCAAGUCGCGAGCCGUCAAAUGCUGCCGCCGCGCUCUCCUCGGCCGCGGUUUCUCCCGUCGGGGGGAAGGGCAGCUUCCACAUGCCCUCUCUCCUGCAGGGGAGGAAGGUCUCGCGCACCAACACUCCUCCCAAGGACUCCCUCGCCAACGAGAAGAAAGAGGGCUCACCCCGCCCGGACGCCGCCUCCGCCGCCCCUCAGCCUCCCAAGAUCGUCCCCGCCCACAAGUCCUCCUACUACAGCGACUCCGGCACCGGCUCCUACUCGGGCGUGGACGUGCCGUUGGUCGCGGGCGUAGAGGUGCCCUUAGUCGACGGGGUGGAGGCGCAGGCGCUGUCGCAGGACGCCCUCCUGCGUGCGGGCUCCAAGGGCGGCUCCCUCCACCAGACCCUGAGCAAGAGCCUGUCCGUGGUGAUACCCAUCCCGCUCUUCACCUCCGAGCAGUACCGCGUGGCUGCCUGCGGGCGUGGUGAGUGUGGGGGCGGACACUACUGCCUGGUGGGCGGCGAGCAUCACCUCGACUGCUUCUCUCGUCCCGUGCAGAGGUACAGCUCGUCUGCUUCUGCUUGCGAGCGUACCAGGUCGCCGUUCAUCACAGUCAGCGAUUGUGAAGACACGGGCGUCUUCCGCAGCAAGUCCUGGAGCUGCCAUACGCACCAGGACCCGCAGCCGCAGUACCGCACUCAGAGCACCCAGACCCUCACCUGCGGCUACCCGUGCGCCGACGAUGCGCAGGGUGCCCCUCAGCCUUCGACGCAUCUGAAGGCCAACCACCAACCCGUCAGCUGCGAGACGCCCUUGCUGACAGGAGCCGCGUCUCAGGAUCACCUCCUCGUCGCUGACUGUGGUCGGGGGAAGCUCGGAGCUCCGCAGCAGCAGGCGACUCCGAGCCCAGCUGACUUUCCGAAACAGUCCGAAUCAAAGGGUUGACUUCAGAGGAUUUGAAACUGUUUACGUGUCCGAGUGCGUUCGUUUUUUCCUCAAUAUAGUCUCGUAUAGAACGACAUUAUUUGGAAUCUUUUGUCUCUGUGCUAAAAAAAAAGAAAGAAAAAAGAAAAAAAAAA